AUGAGCGACCUCAAGUGGGGGUUCGAGAAGAGCUACGCUCACAAGGUGACACCAGCGAAGUGGCAGUCCAACGGGGGUUUCACCUUCUACCAGAACAGCCCGCUGAGCACCAAGUCCUUCCGCGCGCCAGCCGCCGAGCCGAUGACCAACAAGGGCACAGGUGCUCGCGACGCUGGAGCCUACUCCGAGAGGCCGCAGGACAGGCACAACUGCAUGUCCGAGUACGGCGUCCAUCGUGAGAUGCCCUGGGAGAACUCGCUGCGGGUGCCGUUGGUCCGCCGCAAGGCCAGCAAGCUGAAGCCGCAGGACCCGAGGUCGAUCUCCGCGCCGGGCACCAGCCGAGUCGACGCCGCGAAGCGGCAGAGCGCGCUGGUGGGCGCCGCCUCGGCGGCGCUGCGGCCGAGCAGCGCCGGGCUGGCGAAGUGAGCCGGCCUGGCGGGCUCUAGUGGGGCUACAGGGCUGAUAAUUACAGGAACCCAUUUGCGCAAAUGCAUGUAUCCGCGCCUUCGACGACCAUUGCAUGCUUAUGCACGUAUUUGGUAUGUCUGUGGCGCAUCCCGCCACAGUAGCUGGGAUCUUGAUUCGAUUUUUCCCCAAACAGCAUGCUGAACGGCAUGCUAUCGUGGUAGAAGCUAGUUCAGGCCGUGCCGCACGCGAUGUGUCAUGGCCUGACACGCCGUCGAAAGUCUGGGCUCCGAAGAGAAGGAGGGAGGGCUCCUCCCUCCUCCUCCCUGUCUGCGGCCGUUCUUGCACCACGCUGUGCGAAGUGUCAACGUCUGCGGCCGUUGGAGCACCGCGUUCUGUGAGGGGCAUGCGGGAUCCCGUCAGCGUGUCCCUAUCCAAGGC
Prorocentrum cordatum is the source of this 846-nucleotide messenger RNA. NCBI's taxonomy places the organism in Eukaryota, Dinophyceae, Prorocentrales, Prorocentraceae. The record is from the annotation of a GenBank genome assembly.